CUGAACGCGUCCUCCAGGUGGCGCAACAUUCGAGGAAAGCGGCGCAUUGUUUGAAAAUAUUGUUUAAAUAUAUUUUAAACUAAAAGCACUGAAAAUGGUCCCUGUUUUUGAUGUGAUACGAGCAUUAGCUCUCGUGGUAGGGUUUGCAGUCAGUCAAGUGGACAGGAAGACUGCUAUGUUUGCAGAUAUGGUAUUCACAUCAUGGCUCGGAGUCGGAACGAUCCUCUUUCCACAAUUUUUCAUGGGUCAGCAGCUGUACAGUGACAAAACUAUCAAGGAUCCGGAUAAUAUCUUAAUGUACCGCAUGUUUGGUGUCAGUAUUUUGGCUCCCAUGUUGAUGUGGUACUCCUGCAGAAAGUCCAGAGAUGACAGUGUCAUUGGAGCUAUGCUUUGGUCAAGAUCAUUGGGGUUGUUCCCACUGCUGAUGGUGCUGCUGUACGGACACUUCACCUACUCCAAGACUUUCAUCGACCGACACAUGUGGUUCUUCAUUCUGUUUGUUGGCUGUAUCUGGGUGUCCAAUGUUAUCCAGCUGAUGAGAACAAAACCAUCUGUUGGUAGACGAGAACAGAAGGGACCAGUCAGUGUGAUUCUACGACUUGAUUUCCUUAUUCUGUUUCUUGUAGGAUUGGGAGGAAUGGCUUUCCCCAAGCAAGCACUUAGUUUUAUAAUAUUUGAACCAAAGAACUUCCAGCUGCACUUGGAGCGUAUGUCUGCUGCCGUUGCAUUCAGUCAGAUUUUCCUGGCUUGGUUUGCCCCAAGUUUCAGAGAUAAUGAAGACAGGAGGAGACUUUUCUGCAUGCAACUUACGGGACUGUUUCUUACCCUUGGAUGUUGGGCUUGUGCCUUCUAUGAUGGGACGCUCAAUGCUGAACGGUUAAGGGUGUGUCUGUUUUACUGUAUACCCUCUGUGCUGCCUGCUGCUGGUCUCUACUACUUGUCUGAGGAAAAUCAGUCCUUGACGUCCAAGACAUACUUCACAAGGUCAAAGGCAUCGUAGUGUGACAACGAAAGCUUGCAGAUGUAUGUCUCCCCACCUUCCUGCUUCAGUUUCUGAAUUUGACUGUUUUGUAAAUCCCCAUGUGCAUGUUUGAUAAUGAAUCAAAGUGAGAUGUUCUGGAGUGGAAUGUGUGUAGGAACAAAUACGUUUAUGUAGAUUGAUGGCUGUUCUUUCUACAGAAGUCUUGCAUUCACUUCAUUUGUGAACUCUAACUAACAAAUGGAACAUUGUAAUCAUUCUAAAAAACUUCAAUUAAGGUGAUAGAAAUCUGAGGGAGAUAACUCUAAGUCUGGAAGGAAAAUAUCUGAGGGAGAUAACUCUAAGUCUGGAAGGAAAAUGGAAAUUUUAGUACAUAGCUUUAUACAUUUAUGUUCAAAUAACUAUAAAUGCAUAUAAAGUAAGUUAUAUUAGAGAUUUGAAGUUAGUUAAUAUAAGUAAAUAUCAUUCAUUCUUCAUUGGGAGACAAACAACCAAACCUGGUGCUAUUUUAAGUAGCAUCAGUAUGAAAAGGCAGCAUUCAUUGUUCUACAAGUGCAAUUUUUUAUAUUCUGGGGACAUUUUUUUUCUGUAAAUAUGUACACUGAUUUUUUUUUACAAUCUUUACACUUUUUGUUGUCUGCCCUGAUAGCCCAGGUAGUUAAUUCAUAGUUGACAUACACCUACAAGGUAACAUGCCUGGAUUGUCACAGUUGUUUCUAAUUUCUGAUGACAGAUAGCAGGUAUAUCUGCGGGGGUGAUACAUAGCCUCAUGAAAUUGUUAACUUUUGAAGGGUGUGUGUUUUAACAUAUUUUUUUAGCCGUAGGAGAUUUAAAUGCGUGAUAUAACCACACAAAGUGCAUUGUAUGUUCUCUGUUCUGAUCAGUGCUGCCAAUUACAUGAUCUGUGUGCAGGCAUCAAUUUGUAAAUAAAAGAAUCAUAUUCAUUUACUUUUAAUAUAACUGAUCAAGUACAUUUUAACAUGAUAUUACUUAGUUUGACAUAUAAUGAAAUCAGAACAUGUUGUUCUUUUAUACCAUUAGCCUGGUAGGUACGAAAAGGAAAACUUUUUUCUUACUGAAUGUUUCAAGAGUAUAUACUUCAAUUGAAGUUAAAUUAGUUGUAUUGCUCUUUUAAGAUAGAGUAUACAUGGUCUUGUUAUAUCAGGUCUCCUUUCAGAUUGUCCAAGUAAAUAUUAACAAACAGUAACAUGAACAUUUGAUUUUCACAGCUACAAUGUAUUUGAUGACAGAUAAUUGUGGUGGUGAAGUCACCUGAAGUUUACUUAGUAGGAGUAAAUGCAAUGUGUUAUAAUGUAUUUGUAUCCAUUUAUCAACCUCAUCCAGUUUGUAUCAGAGAUACAUGUAUGAAAUCAUUUUGACAAUUUUGCUAUAUUUUUUAUCAAAUAUAUUAUACAAUGGUGUAUCUGAUGCAAUAAAGGAUUAGUAGAUUUGUGA
Molecule: messenger RNA, 2434 nt
Organism: Pecten maximus
Lineage: Eukaryota; Metazoa; Mollusca; Bivalvia; Pectinida; Pectinidae
Exons: 6
Coding region: 95-1000 (301 amino acids)
Source: RefSeq, a predicted model, not a curated record